AUGGCCAGACACACAUCGCUCGACUCCGAAAGACCAAUCAUGGCUCAAUCUAACCGGACGUCGAAGAGAUUCUCGACUGUGAGCGGGAGUCCCUCGGUUGCGUCAUCGGAUCUCUCGAGUCUGCCCAGUGGAGAUCCCCGACUGGCCGACUUUCACCAUCUGCGGGACGGUUUGGAGCGAUUGGAGAACAAGCCCCUGCUGAAGCAGCGCUUUGUUCCUACCCCCGAGAAGAGCGACAACCUCAGCAAAUUGGCGCUAGGAGCGAAAGUUGAGCGCGCCCUGGACCGAAGAAUGACAGGCCAGGAUGCCAUCAUGCGCGAGCCCACUUUGAAUGAGAAGGCCGUGGUCGACUCGACUGCGUCCCCUUGA
Molecule: messenger RNA, 369 nt
Organism: Aspergillus japonicus CBS 114.51
Lineage: Eukaryota; Fungi; Ascomycota; Eurotiomycetes; Eurotiales; Aspergillaceae
Exons: 2
Coding region: 1-369 (122 amino acids)
Source: RefSeq, a predicted model, not a curated record